This is a messenger RNA of Ictalurus punctatus (channel catfish), 3261 nucleotides long. It is a transcript of the gene mepceb, whose product is annotated as methylphosphate capping enzyme b. NCBI's taxonomy places the organism in Eukaryota, Metazoa, Chordata, Actinopteri, Siluriformes, Ictaluridae. Gene Ontology annotation, molecular function: RNA methyltransferase activity; snRNA binding; O-methyltransferase activity. The transcript is spliced from 6 exons. Gene Ontology annotation, biological process: snRNA modification. The coding region runs from base 827 to 2755 and encodes 642 amino acids. The record is from RefSeq and is a predicted model, not a curated record.
AACUGCUGUCAAAUUUAACAAGUUUACUCAGAGACGUAGUUUGUUGUUUACACGGGAAGUUGGUGUCCGUGCAGAAUCCUGAAAAAAAACAACUGCUAUGAAUUGAAUUAGCUUUAACAGUAAACAUCAUUCUCAAUAUUCAUAUAACGGGAAUAUGUGUCUAUUCUGAAUUUUAUUUUAUUUCGGAUGAUAUUUGUUGACGCUAUGAAAUGAAAAGGAUGGUCUCAGGCAGAUAGUUUAGACACCUAGCGCGAGGUAAAGGCUGGACCUGGCUGCGCGUGCUUCGUUAUGAGCAAUCCUAUUGGUCGUCACGACGAGGACGGACUCCGUUCACGUUUUUGAUUGGUCUAUUCGGCUGUCCGUUAGCGUUUCCUCAGGGCUGUAGUGAGGUAUAAGAGCGUGGGUUCUUCAGCAAUAAGAUACAGAAGCCUUGAAGGCUCAGAAGCAUAGACGUUUUUACAUGCUUGAUAGAAAAAAAUAGAAAAAUAAUCUCGCUAACGUUCACGCAUACACCAUGCCGAGUCCUAACCGUGCUCGAGCGGUUUGAGAAAUGCGGGAGUUUUUUUGGAAGGGGCGUCACAGAAUUAGGUUUUUUGAUGUAUUUUUUUUUUGGUUUGGGGUUCAAGGGUCACGGGAUAUAAACAAGUCCGACACGCUCCACUGCAGUCUGACUGGUUCAGCCAUGGCUACAGUAACAUGGGAACAUCUGUGAACCCAUAAGCAGACAAGUUUUCUGCAAGUUUACAAAAGCAAACUUUGUCAUCGCGACAAUUUUGGAUGCCUUUCUCUCUGUCUUGCCCAUGCAUGCAGAAUUGACCAAUAGAAUAUGAUUGAAAUGUCCAUAGAGAAAGAAACUGCCUUAACAGGAGAUGGAGCGGCGGCCAUUUUGAGCCGGCCACCUUCCCAGAACAUAGCGGGGCGUGUUAAGACUCUGAGCCCAUCCUCUUUGGCACCUGUUAGUAUUGGUGCUCCGUUCAUGGCUAACGUGGUGCUAGCAGACAUGCCUGCUAACGCUGCUUUGACAGAAGAGGCGGGGCACGAUGAGGAAGUUGCCGAGAUGAUGCAAGUGAAAGGAAAAAAUAAGCUCUUACAAGCGAAAAAUGGUAUACAGUCCCAAACCGGGCCUCAAAAACUUGGCAAACGGCGCUACAGCAUGAACGCUGGCUUUAAGCAUCCCGGAUUUAGCAAGCGCAGACGGAGAGCUAACUCCGAGUGUGACCCGGUGCUGCCCAGCAACUUCCUGUUGGGUGGAAACAUCUUUGACCCUCUGAAUCUCAACAGCCUAUUGGAUGAGGACGUGAACCGGGCCCUGAACGCAGAGACGCCCAAAUCGUCACCACUUCCAUCCAAGAGCAGGGAACCUGUCGAAAUCCUGAUCCCCAAAGACAUCACUGACCCGCUAAACCUCAGCGGCAAGGGCGGAAACGCCAACGGAGGCGUCCUGGUGUCACCCUUUAAGAAGCGCCGUCAUAGAAACAGGCACCAUGGUGGCAGUGGUGGCCAUCUUGAACCGUCAGACACUGAAAAGGCAAAGGUCGCUGUGGAAGAGGGUACGCUCUUUCCUGCACAGCAUUUAGCAGAGGAACUAGUAGAAGCAUCACCACGACCCUACGAACUCAACACGAGCAUCAACUGCCGUGAUGAAGUGGUCCCGCCUAUACUGCCACGACGCCGAUCCUCAAACUCUGUUCCUCCGGCAGGAAGUAGCAACUCCACCGUGCAGGCAUCCAAACACCGAAAGCGCAGACGAACAGUCAGCCGUUCGGAACGCUUGUCAAUCCCGCCGACUCCCACCAAUAAGCAGCUCAAUUUAGACAGAGGGCGGAGUCAAACAUUUCACACGCCCAUUGUGGGUGGAACCACAGGAAACCAUCUUGAAGCAAACCAUCGUGUGUCACAGAAAAAUCAGCGCAAACCGAGACGCGAGUUCAAUUACGGCAUCUACAGCUAUUACUAUGGCUAUCGGACACCGAGUUUGAAUGUGGACCCUCGUCUGGCGGCGUUCCGGCCCGAAUGGUUCCGUGGGAAAAAAGUUCUGGAUAUCGGAUGCAACGUCGGUCACAUGACUCUCGCCAUCGCAAAGAACUGGAGCCCUUCCCACAUCCUGGGCUUGGAUAUCGACGGCGGUGUGGUUCACGCAGCACGGCAGAACCUCCGCCACUUCCUGUCUGAGCUGCAGAAACAGGAAGUGAGACAAGAUGCGGGCAGAGAGGAGAAACCCAGAGAGGUGGAGACGUUGCGGACAUUCCCUGUUUCUUUCAGGUUAUGUAGGGGGCCAAUCGCUGCUCCUCCCUUACUGCCUCCUGCCCCCGGGGUGUUCCCUAACAAUGUGUCCUUCAUGAAGGGGAACUAUGUGCCGGACAGUGAUGCAGUGGUGAUGUCACAGUGUGCGGAGUAUGACGUCAUUGUGUGUCUGAAUGUGACGAGGUGGGUUCAUCUGAACUGGGGAGACAUCGGGCUUCAGCGUCUCUUCCGACGCAUUUACACACACCUGCACCCCGGAGGACUGUUUAUCCUCCAACCACAGCCAUGGAGCUCCUACAGCAAGAGGAAACGACUGACGGUAAACGAAAACAUCCACAGGAACUACAACAGCAUUCGGCUCAGACCUGACCAGUUCAGCUCGUACCUCACGGCUGAGGUGGGAUUCACCAGCUACGAGCUCAUCAGCGCCACAAGGAGCUGCCCUAAAGAACCUCAGAAAUCCAUCAGCAAACUGGGGGUGAUCUCAGCAAAUUGUCGCCCUCUAGUGUGACUUCAGGGACUCCAGAGGCCAAUAUAUCUGUUCCACAAAGGCCCCGCCUCCAGCAGGAAGUCAUCCACCAGAAGAGGAAGUGACACGCAGGAAGAGGAACGGGAGACGAUGUGAAUGUUUACGCUGCUCUGCUGCUUUAUUUAGAGAUGCGAUCAGUUCCACAGGACUCUGUUCUGAAAGAGCCGCCGUCCCCGUCUCAGCCUCCAUACACAAGUGCUGAACUCUUUUUAUAUAUACACACACACACACAGAUGGACUAUUAAUCUUUUUAAUAAAAGUUUGUCUUCUUUCUAACAACUCAAUACCUGUUUGUAUUGUACAUUUUAGAGAAGUGUGUGUGUGUGUGUGUGUGUGUAGCUUAAACUCUUAAGUGUAAAAAAAAAAAGUUCAUAUAACCAUUUUCUAACUGUUUUUUGAUGUGUGAGAGGGAGAAAGAGAAACGGAGAGAAUGUAAUUGAUUUGAAUGUGUUUGUUGUAUAGAAUAAAUAAUUGACUCUUUGAUUCUG